AUGAAUUAUUAUAUUGAAGCGGAAUGUUUACGCAGUUAUAAUGACUUAGUUGUUAAUUAUAAUAAAUUAUUUAGUACAAAUUCGUAUUUAAAAAAAGAAAACAAACACUUACAAGUAAACAUAAGAACACAUUCAAAAUUAUUAGAAGACAGAAAAUAUCGUAUUUUUGAUAUAAUCCAAAAUCAAAUCGAACGUGAAAAAUGUUAUAUAGAACAAAUUGAACGGUUAAAAUGUAAAUUGUGUACAAAAGGCAAUGACAUAAAGACGCUGAAACAUAAACAGGACCUGAACAAGAAACAAAUUGACAAAUAUCAGAAAGAACUAAAUUUGAUUAAAGAAAAAUACCAAAAUCAACUUUGUAAAAUCGUAAAUACUUGUAAAUGCUGUUCGAGUAUUGAUAACAAAUCAGAAAAAUCAACGGUAGAUUCAACAUGUUCAUGUGAAGAUAAGUUAUCGGUAAAUUCAAAAUGUUCAAGUAAAGAUAAAAUAUCAGUAAAUUCAAAAAGCUCUUGUGAUGAUAAAUUGCCGGUAGAUUUGAAAUAUUCAUGUAAUGAUAACUCAACAGAAAAUGUUUGCGAGGUUAAAAUCUAUAGUGACGUGCAACAGUUACUGCUUGCUAUUGAUGCAUACUGUAAUUCAAAAACGUUAUGUAUUUCAAUACUAAUGUUAUUAAAACAAUCAAAGACGACUAUAAGUAGUUUAAUUGAAGAUAAUGAUAUCAGUAACAAUGCUCUGAAACAAUGUCAAAGUGACCUUGCUUGUUCUACGAACAAAUUAAACGAACAACAAGACAUGUUAGAAAAAAAAGAUUCUGAGAUAUUUACAAUGAGAUCAGAUUUUACUAUUUUGAUAGACGAAUUAAAAGAAAUAUUAAAACAGAAAUCAAAUUUGGAGAACAAACUAAGUCAAGUAACAGAAGAAUUGUCUUCCACGACUGAGAAUCAUGAACAAUUAUUACACAAAUUUGAAGAGCAGAAAGAGGAAUUAAACACUAUGAAAUCGUGUUCAAAGACAAAACUCUAUGCUGAUGAAUGCAUAUCAAAAGAAGUCUGUGAAAAAACACAAAUACUUUCAGACGAUAUUAAAAUUAUAGAUGGAUUGGAAAAUAAAUUACACAGUAUGGAACAACAGUUAGAAGAAACAGAACAUUUGAAAACAAUUUGUGACAACCAAUGUAAGGACCUAUGUACACAAAAUGAGGAAUUGAAGAACAAAUUAGAAAUAGAAAAAAAUAAUAACAUAAAAUAUGGUUAUAACAUUGAAAAUCUCUGUAAACGAAUUCUUAAAUUUGAAGCCAUAAUUAAAGCUCUUGAGGUUCAAAACAAAUUAUAUAUAGUGGACAUUUCUGAACUAAAGGAAAACAAAUGUGUCGCAGAACAAAAGUUCAAUGAAAUAAUAAAUGAACUAAAUUACACUAUUGAACAACUAAAAAAGGAAUUAGCUAUUACUAAAUUAAAUUCUGAAGAUUAUGAAAAAUGUUUAAAAAAUUUGAUCGAAGAAGAAAAAAAAUAUUCUGAACAAAAAAUUAAUUCAUUAAACAAUAAUAUUCAGAACUUAGAAACUGAACUUAAGUAUUAUAAAUGUCAAUAUGAUUCAUUAAUGACGAAAAACCUGUUAAACGAAAAAGAACUUUCGCAAUUUAUUGAGAAGAUUCAACUGCUACAAGCUCGAGAAUUUGAAUUGAACAAGGAAAACGAAGAAAAUAAAGAACGCGUAUCAAUGCUAUGUGCAACUGUAGAUGCUAUGAAAAUAGAACUAGAAGAAACAAUACAGAAAAACAAUGAACUAACUUCUCAAAAUUGUAAUUUAGAAGCGACAAACUUUGUGCACUGUGAAGAUAUUGAUAAAUUAAAUAAUACACUCGUCUGUGUGAGAAAAAAUGAAUUGUGUGCGCGAAAAGAUUUGGUUGUAUAUAAAGAAGCACUAAUGAAAGCGAACGAAGAAAUUGCUAAUUUAAAUUCAGAAAUUAAUUGCAUUAAAAAUAAAUUAGACAUAACUUGUGUCAACUUGACUUGUACAGAACAAAAGCUACAAGACACUGAGUUAAAACUGAACGAAGAAAUGUGUUUAAAAGAAAAUAUCAAUGAAAAAUAUGGUACUAUGGUUAAGUGUCUAACUACGAAUUGUGACAUGGAACAAUCAAUAAAACCAACUAAUCUGAGAUCCAUCGAAUGUCAGUACGAGAUAAAAGACUGUUGCUGUUUUACUGAUGAAAACAACAUGUCGUGUAAUGUUACUAACGAUGAAGUACAGACAUUACAUUAUGAAAAUACUUUCUCAACUAUUGAUUGUAAAAUGAAAAAAGAAUCUAAUCAUAUAGGACUACAGACAAAUUUGUGUUGUCCGGAAAUUUGUCCACCUGUUUGUAAAACGGUAUCAUUGAUUAUUGAGCAAUCUUGUCCAAACGAUAAUAUUUUGUGCUGCCCCGAACCAUGUGAUGCCAAUAAAUGUGACCCAUGUCAAUGUGAAUCAAAUAACAGUUGUACAUGUUCGUGUGAGCCACCACUCAAGACAGCAUCACAAUUAAAUUGUCUUUCGAACGACUGUUUACGUUCUGAAGAAUCAAAACUCACGACAACUUGCGAUUGUAUCACAGUUUUCUUGGAAAAAGAAAAUUUAAAAUGUCAACUAGACGAGUCAAAACAAUUAUUGAAACAGUAUGAAAAAGACACCGAAAAAAAAUUACAUGACAUCGAAGAAGAACGUUGUAAAAAAGAGCAGGAUUUGAAUAAAUGUUUUGAAAAGGAAAAAUCGGAAUACCAAACAAAUCUGGAUAAAGUUACCGCUCAAUUGAGAGCAUGCAAAGAAACAAUAGCGUGCAAGGAAAAAGAGUUGAAAUGUUGUCAAUCAAGAGGUAUAAAAAUCAAUUAAAAAAAAGAUAUAGAAAAACUAAAAGAAGCAUUAAAAUGCAAAGAUAAAAAAAUCAAAGACAGUGAAAGUCAAAUGACUACGUUGAAUGAUUGUUUGGAAGAGUGCAAAAAACAAUUUGUAACUCUUAAAUGCUCAUUAGAGUUGGAAAAAGCCACUAAAUUAGAGUUGAAUAAACAAUUGGAAUCAUUGGACGAUCAACCCGAAAAGAAGACCGUAAAGAAGUUAAAACCAUCUGAAAAAUCUAUAGUCAAGAACUAUCGGAAAAGUGGGUCCGUACGGAAAAAGAUAUCUAAGAGUAGCGUUCAUGAGCAAAAAAAGGUGAUGACACCUUGUGAAAUGAAAAGAAUGAGGUCGGGAGCCGACCGCGAAACGGGAUACGACUUUAGUGGAACUGAACUAAAGAUGCGUACUUAUCGUCGUCAUUACACCGGCUAUAAAGACAUUAGUCGCAGCUGUCCGGAUGUUUGCAAGGAUUCACAAGGACUCGGAAAAGGCGACCGGGUGACACACGAACUACCAAUCGAAUUCAUCGAAUCGUUGCGGCAACAAGUGCGACAAAAUGUCGUCUGCGACAACACCAAAUGUUUUACGAUGGGAUGCUGCUACAAAUUCCGCUUCCGGCGUUAG
Messenger RNA from Melanaphis sacchari, 3498 nucleotides. Its product is annotated as interaptin-like. NCBI's taxonomy places the organism in Eukaryota, Metazoa, Arthropoda, Insecta, Hemiptera, Aphididae. The record is from RefSeq and is a predicted model, not a curated record. The transcript has 7 exons.